This is a messenger RNA of Teleopsis dalmanni, 900 nucleotides long. RefSeq names its product protein lin-37 homolog. NCBI's taxonomy places the organism in Eukaryota, Metazoa, Arthropoda, Insecta, Diptera, Diopsidae. Gene Ontology annotation, cellular component: transcription repressor complex; Myb complex. The record is from RefSeq and is a predicted model, not a curated record. Gene Ontology annotation, biological process: negative regulation of transcription by RNA polymerase II. The transcript has a single exon. Bases 133 to 858 code for a protein of 241 amino acids.
GAAAUGUGUAAACUCUAGCGUUCUGCUUGAAUCUUAAAUUUCAUCUUCAAAAUUGAAUUAAAAAAAUUAAGUCGUUACAUUUAACAUAUAUCUGUUGAAUAUAUUUUAUUACAUAUUAUAUACAACCUAAUAAUGAGGUCGUCAGCAGCAAAACGGAAGCUUCAGCUUUUAAAAUACCGCAAUUUGCGAAAAGAGGCACUGAAGCAAGCUGAAGCUGUAAGGACAUCUAAGAGAUCCAUUGCUAGUUCUAUACCAAGCCGUGGACGCCCUCGUCUAGCUGCUACCCAAUCGCUACGGAACAAAGCGCGCACAACUCAUUUUGCGCACUUUAAAAUAACUACUCCAUCCAAGAAGUGUAAACGAAACAGACAAAACGCGUUUAUGCCACAAAAGCCACAAAGUGAGAGUUUUAUAAUGAGACUCUUUGACCGCAGUCUUGAUCUGGCUAAAUACAAUGAAAAUUCGUCAUUAUUUCCGAUAUGUCGUGCAUGGAUAAUGAAUCAGCCCCGCAGUAACAACAUAAUAAACUACCGUGAACGUCGUUCUCCAUCACCAGUAAAGCGAGAAGACAACGCAGAGGAAAUGUUACAUUCAAUUUGCGAGUCAAAAGAUAAGGAGAUAAAGCGCAUGCCGAGGUUGGCAGCAAAUGAUUUCCCUAAUAUACCACAAUUCGAUUACGAGUUCUUGAAUAAAUCGGAUCGUGAAGAACCUGAGGAGACUGAUCCAAAUACAUUGCUCUCAAAACAUAUAAGUAACUGGAAACAGAUAAAGAAAAACUGGAUAAGACACACCAAAGAAUAUAAGAAAGCAUAUAAUAUGACUCAUCUUUUGAUAGAACAGCUCUAUCAGAAGAAGUGAAUAGAUGAAUUUAUAAUUUAAAUAAAACAACAUAAAAUCAUA